Molecule: messenger RNA, 1827 nt
Organism: Penicillium chermesinum
Lineage: Eukaryota; Fungi; Ascomycota; Eurotiomycetes; Eurotiales; Aspergillaceae
Exons: 4
Coding region: 1-1827 (608 amino acids)
Source: RefSeq, a predicted model, not a curated record
AUGUUGUUUCGGAGCGCGUUGUUGUUGUUCGUCGUACAGAAUGCCAUUGCGGAGCGCCACGAUGCCGAUUUAAUGUCCUUCGUGACGCUUCCCGAAGUCCGCGCCUUAAAAUGGGAGGUUACCCACUACGAUCGUGAACGCCAAGCCCCGGGGUACUGGUUUGUGGCGCCCUACGGCCAGAUUUGCCCCGGAGAACCCAACCCAGAAAUGCUCAUUUGGGCCGGCGCACCUUUAUACGACAAUCGCAAUGUCUUUGACUUUAAGCCGAAUUACAACGCGGACGGCGAGCCGUACCUGUCCAUGAUCGUCAAUUGGGACAUCGAGAACCAUAAUUCCGACAAGGGUCGCGGCGUGACCAUUAAUAAACAUUAUGAGGUGCAAGGAGAGACCAAGCCGGACGAAGCAGUCCACGAUUUCAACAUGCACGAGUACAACAUCUUGGACGGCGGAAAGACGGCCCUGACGUGUGUCUAUCGCUCGGAGAAGGUCAAUCUGGCAGACUUCGGUCGUCCAACGGAGGAGAGCUGGGUCCAGACCGGUGGAUUCGCCGAGUACGAUCUCGAGACCAACGAGAUGCUGGUCCAGUGGAACAGUGCCGACCACAUCGCACUGCACGAGUCGAACAUGUUCCAUUCGUACGACAGCGCUGCGGCGGACGAGCCUGGCUGGGACUAUGUGCAUGCUAACGCAGUCGACAAGAAUGCGGCUGGCGACUACAUUCUUUCCUUGCGCUUUACCGACACUAUCUAUGGAAUCUCCGGUGUCGACGGAAGCAUUAUGUGGCGGUUGGGUGGCCUGGAAAGUGAUUUCACGCAAGACUUCACGUUUUCCCGACAACACGACGCCAAGUUCGUUUCAUCUGAGGGUACCAAGCACGUUAUCUCUCUCCUCAACAACGCCGCUGACGAGCGCGGGAACCAAGAGAGUAUGUCCUCUGUUCUAUAUAUCGAACUUGACACCGAGACUAUGACCGCUGUCCUUCAAAAGCGCAUUAACCGCCCGGACAGCGGCUUCUCUCUCCUGCGUGGAAGCGCGCAGACUCUCCCGAACGGUAACACCUUUGCUGGCUGGAGCCAGUAUGGAUACCAGAGUGAACACUCCCCCGAGGGCGAUCUCUUGAUGACUGCCCAGUUUGCUUCGGAACGGUACUCGACUUACCGCGCUUACAAGGCAAGCGUGUACGGGACCAGCAACACCGACAUUACUACCAUCAUCCACGUCAGCUGGAACGGUGCCACCGGUGUUGCCGGCUGGAACUUCUAUGCUCAGGCUUACGACCGCGGCGAUCCCGUUCUGGUCGGACACGCCAACAAGACCGACUUCGAGACUAUGUACAUCGUCGACGGAUAUAUGGACUGGAUCACCGCCGAGGCCGUGGAUAUCAACGGCAAUGAAAUGAUGAAGUCGGGCAUCGUGCGCAGCGCAGUCCCCAGCAACUGGAAGGCCGUCGGGUUCCAGGGCGCAAGCAAUCCCAGCCCCGACGACCCAUCUCUCAUGUCAUCCAUCCACGAGAACCCUGACUUGGGCUCGGUACCUGACGGCGAGUCGGAUGUGGUCGAUGGCAGCAAGACAGUUGGCUCAGCCGUCUCGGAUUCCUCGUAUGCUGACGCAAAGGAGGUCGCCAAGUCCGUCUACAAGGCCUACGACGUGAUCCGUGGCGUCGGCGGCCUGCUGCUCCUGCUGCUGCUUGCGUCUUCUGUUGGCGGCGCAGGCUUCGCCAUCUACCGGUACGUAAAGGGCCGGAAGAACCGCGCUUACCAGCAUGUCGCCACCGACGAGGAUAUUCCUACCGAGGAGAUCCACCUGCGCUCUCAGGCACCUCAGUGA